Pteropus alecto (black flying fox) is the source of this 3047-nucleotide messenger RNA. It is a transcript of the gene NAIF1, whose product is annotated as nuclear apoptosis inducing factor 1. The transcript has 2 exons. The coding region runs from base 227 to 1210 and encodes 327 amino acids. The record is from RefSeq and is a predicted model, not a curated record. Lineage: Eukaryota; Metazoa; Chordata; Mammalia; Chiroptera; Pteropodidae. Gene Ontology annotation, cellular component: nucleus.
GAAGCCAUUACGCAGCUGGCUGGCAGCGACUGGGCCGGUCGGUGCUUGGCCCUACGCACUUUGCGUAGCGAGGGGGGUUACCGAAGGCCUGGUGCUCGGCCUUGGGCAAGCCCGGCCUAUCCCCUAUAGGGGGGUGGGUGAGGGGCGAGGCUGAGAAAGAAGAGAAGGGGAAUUGGGGCGAUUGAGGGGGUUGUAAUAUAUUUUUCAAAAGGGGUAGAGAGAGGCCAUGGCCGUCCCAGCCAAGAAGAGGAAGAUGAACUUCUCUGAGCGAGAGGUGGAGAUCAUCGUGGAGGAACUAGAACUGAAGAAGCACCUGCUGGUGAACCACUUCAACGCUGGGGUCCCUCUGGCUGCCAAGAGCGCAGCCUGGCACGGCAUCCUGAGAAGGGUUAACGCCGUAGCCACCUGCCGCAGGGAGCUGCCUGAGGUCAAGAAGAAGUGGUCUGACCUCAAGACCGAGGUCCGUCGCAAGGUUGCCCAGGUCCGGGCAGCUGUGGAGGGUGGCGAGGCCCCAGGCCCCACUGAGGAAGAUGGAGCUGGUGGGCCAGGGUCAGGUGGUAGCAGUGGUGCCGGUGGCCCAGCUGUAGCCCCCGUACUGCUCACCCCCAUGCAACAGCGCAUCUGCAACCUGCUGGGCGAGGCCACCAUCAUCAGCCUACCCAGUACCUCAGAGAUCCAUCCCGUGGCCCUCGGACCCACAGCCACUGCAGCGGCAGCUACGGUCACCCUGACACAGAUCCCCACAGAGACCACCUAUCACACGCUUGAGGAGGGAGUAGUCGAGUACUGUACUACUGAGGCUCCCCCGCCCCUGCCAGCGGAGACCCCCGUGGAGAUGAUUGCCCAGCACGCUGACCCCUCAGUCAAGCCCCAGGCGCUCAAAAGCCGAAUCGCCCUUAACUCGGCCAAGCUGAUCCAGGAGCAACGGGUCACCAACCUGCACGUGAAGGAAAUCGCCCAGCACCUGGAGCAGCAGAACGACCUGCUGCAAAUGAUCCGCCGCUCCCAGGAGGUGCAGGCCUGUGCCCAGGAGCGUCAGGCUCAAGCCAUGGAGGGCACCCAGGCGGCCCUGAGCGUCCUCAUCCAGGUCCUCCGGCCCAUGAUCAAAGAUAUCCGCCGCUACCUGCAGAGCAACACGCCCAGCCCCGCCCCCACCUCUGACCCUGGACAGGUGGCCCAGAAUGGACAGCCGGACAGCAUCAUUCAGUGAGAGCAGGGGUUGAGCCAGCCUUCUGCUGUGAUUGGGUGACCCUGCCGUGGUCUCGUAAGUGGGGUCUGUGACUGGCCUUUGACUAUGGCCAGCCACAUGGGCAGCUCUUUAAGCAGACAUUUAGGGGGUCUACUGUUUCUGAGACAAGAAGGAGACUGGGAAGAGGAAUCGUUGGGUCCUGGGACCCAGACUCUCUUACCCCCAUCACUUGUGCUUUCUCAUUAAGAACCUGAAGGCCGGUUAGCUGGGGGUCAGGCGUUGGGGAUGGGACACGUGUUGUCAUGAGCCAGGGCUUGAGAUGUGACCCAGACUCGGUCUAGGACAGUUGUAAGGAAGGUUCUUGCUGGGCGUCGUCACACAGCCAGGGGUCUUUGCUGAAACGCCCCCAGCCCCAAGCACCAUCUUUUUGAGUAAGGUAAUGUCAGCGGUGCUGGCCGUAGCACGGUAAUAUCUUCUUCCUCCCUUGGGAGGCAGAGUGACUGGGCCUGAGGAGGAAACCCCAUCCUUUUUCUCCUCACUGCGCCUCAGUUCUCAGGGGACUCUAUUUAAUGCCAUGCUCUUCCCCCACCUACUCCACCAGUGAGUGGUGACAGAAACACAGCAGGGGCCCUUGUCAGUGCCCUGCGCUGCCUCUGCAAUAUACCCAGGAUGCGGCCCGCUGGGCUCAGGAAUGCUGUGUGUGGUGGGGAUGGCUUGGUCACCAUCUGGUCUUCCACUGCAGCCUGGGCAGCCCCGUAGCGGUUUGUCCCAACAGUUUUUGACUCAGGUCAGGCAUCAGGCCCUGGGUGCUGUAAAUUUUAGAGAAAGCAAACCAACAUGGGAACUUGUCACCCCACUGCAGUGGGUGCGUGGUGACCUGCUGGCUCCUUUCAGAAGGCCUGCUUCAAGCCAGUUGUAUUUAUUCUGUCCGUGAACCCCUCCGGGGAAGGCCUCCAGGAUCUCUGAGGGCCGCUCUGGCCAUGCCCUUCCUCCUCUCUUCUCUACUGUCUGCACACUUCCAAACUCAGUACCAGAAAAAGAGCCUGCUGGGCAUCACACCCUGACUCCCUUCACAUAUUAUCCAGAGCUUGGAGUUCUUUCGAGACCCCUACUGGCUGGCUAGGUGAAUCGGCAGGCCUGAUUGGCCCUGAAUGUAUGAGACAGGAGCAUCACAGACCUGAGAAGUGGGACCUUGAUUUCUGUGCCGGGGAAGAGCAGACAGACCUCAGAGUCCUGAAGGAGGUGGUGCUGGUCUUGAUGCUUUCUCCCACAUGCAGGGAGCUUACCCAGAUGGCAUUUGUCUAUUUCGUUUUCAGAAUGAAAUUGAUCGCAUCUUCCCAGACUGUUUCCCAAUUUUGCCAUCUUGCUGCCGGUGCCUUGACCACACGGACUGGUAGUUACCACGAAAGGCUCCAGAUCUCAGCUAAACGAUGAAGGUGCUGCCCUUCUGGGCGCGUACGUGCAGAAUUGCUCAGCUCCACUGUCGCAGUCACAGGAAACUGUCCCCAAAGAUGGUGGGGAGGUGACUGCUGUGCCACCAUCCUCUCUGUGGAGGACGUGCAGGGCUAGCUACAGAGCAAUGGAGAGGAAUCAGGCCUGUGAGGGAUUUGGGUAGCGGAAGGAAAGCAGCAGCCCCAGGCAGCCUGGGCAUCCUCCGUCAGUGGAGCCUGGUGGCCCAGCAAAGUAGCUGCGGGGACUUCCCGAGGAUUUUCCAUUUGGUUUGGUUUUUCUCUGGGGUUGGCAAUCUGAGCCAAUAUUGUGUCUCUUCCUAUUGAAUAUAAAGAAGAAGCCUGGAUACUUAAACUGACUGGUUCUUUCUAGGUCAUAAUUUUAAAUUAAAGAAAUAUCUUUUUUUUUA